Lutzomyia longipalpis is the source of this 6860-nucleotide messenger RNA. It is a transcript of the gene Sin3A, whose product is annotated as paired amphipathic helix protein Sin3a. The record is from RefSeq and is a predicted model, not a curated record. Bases 559 to 5691 code for a protein of 1710 amino acids. The transcript has 12 exons. NCBI's taxonomy places the organism in Eukaryota, Metazoa, Arthropoda, Insecta, Diptera, Psychodidae. Gene Ontology annotation, cellular component: chromatin. Gene Ontology annotation, biological process: negative regulation of transcription by RNA polymerase II. Gene Ontology annotation, molecular function: transcription corepressor activity.
GCAGCAGAGUAUAAAAAAUUGCUUAACCUGAAAAGUGUCAGUGUCGCGUCUUGCGGAAAAUUCCAAUUUUGUAGGAAAAUCCCAGGAAAAGUGCAUUUUUGCUGCUGAAAAGUGUCAUUGAGUGCUUUUAGCUUACGCAGAAGGAAUCAAUCUUCACGAAAGACGUGCGGCGGCGGAGUGUCUUCAGAGAGGCCGACAAUGAGUAGCGUUUGUGCGAAAAAUGAACCAAGAGUGUGCCACAAGUCCCGUGAAUAUCGUGAUUUAUCAGACAAUCCAGCAAAUUGAGGUGCCGUGAAGGCAAAUACGUGGUGAGGGGCAGAGUGCUAGGCGAAUUGCGACGAAAAAAGCCAUACCCAGAGUCGCCCCAGAGACAAUCUCGAAACUUUUUUUUUCCUUCAUUUCUUUCACAUUCUCUGUGAAAUUUCCUUCAGAAGUGUUCUACCAUCAUCGAGGGACAAGAACUUUUCCAACUUUAUUGAAAAAUUCGUGUGGAAGCAGUAAACUGUGCGUGAGGUGGAUUUGAAAUUUUUGGACUUACUGGAGAAGUAUGAUCUCAAGAUGAAGCGUCGUGUGGAUGAGGUACAAUUUGGGGCCCGUGGUGGUCCCCAAUCGCAUCAUCGUAUACUUGCAACGCAAAAUAAUCCAGCGUCCACCAUUUACCAAUUAACACCGGGUGUUCUAAAAGCAGGAACCGCCGACGGUGCCAAUCCGGGCGGUGGAUCAAUUGCAACUCAAGCGCCCAAUGUUCAAUAUUCAACGACUUACAAUGCAUCAACAAUGGCAAUUGCAAAUGUGAGCAAGAGCCCUGUGGUACAGCAGUCAACCACAAUUGCGACGGGAUCGCUGCAUGUGGUGAAUUCGGGAAUAAAUACUGUGAAUUCGAUGCGACAGAAGGCAACUGGUGGGGCUGCUGUGAGUAGCCAAGCGGCCCCAAUUGUGAGUGGGGUAGCCACAACGGGGACUCCCGUGCAGGCGGGUACCUUAUCUGCAGGCGGACUAGGAGGGAGUGCCACCAUUGGGGCACCACAGGCGACUACAGCUGGCCCCGGAGGGCAGCAACAGACACAAUUUCAGCGUCUCAAAGUGGAAGAUGCUCUGAGUUAUCUUGAUCAUGUGAAAUCAAAGUUUGGCAAUCAGCCACAAGUGUACAACGACUUCCUGGACAUUAUGAAGGAGUUCAAAUCACAGAGUAUCGAUACUCCCGGUGUCAUUGAUCGCGUUUCGACCCUCUUCAAGGGGCAUCCAGAACUCAUUGUUGGCUUCAACACCUUCCUACCGCCAGGGUACAAAAUUGAGAUGCAGGCCAACGACAAAGGGUAUUCGUACCAAGUUUCCGUCUCUGUGCCGUCUCCAUCGUGUGGUGCAUCAUCAGUGUGCCCCCCGCAGCAACAGAGCCCCCCGCAGAAGUUGCAAAUAAUGCAGGGAAGUGGAACGAUGGUUCACACAAUUCCGGGGGCUGUGAAUCUCAUCACGCACGCUCAGUGCCCACAGCCAUUGCAUAGUGGGGUUGCGGGUAGUGGUGGGGGUGCUGGUGGUGGUCAGGUGAGUGCUGGUGGUGCAAGCGGUACGGGUGGUGCUGCGGGUACGUUGCAACAGGCAACUGGGGCACAAUUGGCGAGUGCCGUUCUUACGGCACCGCAAACUUUUGUUCAGCAACGUGAUCGUGAGAGAACCAUUUCGGGGGGCACAAUGCGUACGACUGCGGGUGCAGCAGCAGCGGCGAGUCUUGAGGAGAUAAGUGGUCAGAAUUUGCAUCACAUCAGUCAGGCGCAUCAGCAAAUUGUGCAGCAGCAGCAACAGCAGCAGCAGCAGCAGCAACAACAACAGGCAGGUGGUGGUGCUGAUGGGCAGGCACAGAGUCAAAAUCAGCCCGUGGAAUUCAAUCAUGCCAUCAGCUAUGUCAAUAAGAUAAAGAAUCGCUUUCAGAAUCAGCCGGAAAAGUAUAAGCGCUUCCUGGAGAUUUUGCAUCAGUACCAAAAGGAGCAGAAGGUGCGCGAUGGGCAGGGGAAACAACUCACGGAGGCCGAGGUGUACACGCAAGUGGCGAAAUUAUUUGACAAGCAGGAAGAUCUUUUGCGGGAAUUUGGGCAAUUCCUACCGGAUGCCACGAGUCAUUCGGCAAGUGUCCACGGUAUGGGGAAAGGUGUCAAUUUGGGGCAUAAUGAUCACAAGAAGAUGUCCGGGCCAUCAAGUGGGGGACCCUCAAUGCGAUCCACCUUCAAUAAUAGCUCCAAUAACUUUGCUCGUGGUCUCGAUCGUCCAGCAAUAGCAGCUGGGGCGUCGGGGAAUGAUUAUGGGCAUCCCAUGGAGAAGGAAUUCCAUGCACGUGGGGAGAAGGAUCGCAAUCACAUUGCCGGUGGGGGCCAGAAGUAUGCUGGUGUAAAGAGAUCACCCAGCUAUGGAGCAAUGCCACAUAUGGGACACAUGCCACGUGGUGGUGCGGCAGCUGGGGAUAGGAGUACAGAUGGGCCAUCGCAUCCAAAACGCCAUAAACCCAUCUGUCGGGAUGUGACGCUGGCGGAAGCGUCAAAAUUCGGUUCACUCAAUGAUUACGCCUUCUUUGACAAAGUUCGCAAAGCGCUGCGGAGUCCGGAGGUGUAUGAGAAUUUCCUUCGGUGCUUGAUCCUAUUCAAUCAGGAGAUUGUUUCGAAGUCCGAACUUUUAACGCUCACAGCGCCAUUCCUGGGUAAAUUCCCGGAUCUCCAGCGAUGGUUCCAGGACUUUUUGGGCCCGUCAACGGCACCCGAAGGUGUUACGUUGGCGUCGGCACAGCGUCAGGAUAGAUCUCAGGGGGAACUAGCGCAGGAGAUAGAUCUUUCCACUUGCAAACGUCUCGGUGCAAGCUAUUGUGCCCUCCCGAAGUCGAGUGAGGUGAAAAAGUGCUCAGGACGUACAGCGUUGUGUCGUGAGGUGCUCAAUGACACAUGGGUGUCCUUCCCAACGUGGGCUGAAGAUUCCACUUUUGUUACGUCGCGAAAGACCCAAUAUGAGGAGCUUAUCUACCGCUGUGAAGAUGAACGUUUUGAACUUGAUGUGGUUAUUGAGACGAAUAGUGCGACAAUUCGUGUCCUUGAGGGUGUACAGAAGAAAUUGAGUCGUAUGUCACCGGAUGAGGUGGCACGCUUCAGGCUGGACGAUUGCCUUGGGGGGAAUUCACCGACAAUCCAUCAGAGGGCCUUGCGAAGGAUAUAUGGCGAGAAGGCGAGCGACAUUAUUCAGGGGCUCAAGAAGAAUCCAGUUGUAGCUGUUCCAGUUGUCCUCAGGCGCCUCAAGGCGAAGGAGGAGGAAUGGCGGGAGGCACAGAAGGGCUUCAAUAAGCAAUGGCGUGAGCAGAAUGAGAAGUACUACCUGAAAUCACUCGAUCAUCAGGGGAUCAACUUCAAACAGACCGAUAUUAAGGCUCUACGCUCGAAGAGUCUCUUCAAUGAAAUUGAGACACUCUACGAUGAGCGUCAUGAACAGAAUGAAGAGAGCACAACGGAACCACUUUUGGGGCCACAUUUGGUGCUUCCGUAUAAAGAUAAAACAAUCUUGGAUGAUGCGGCGAAUCUUCUAAUUCAUCAUGUGAAGCGACAAACGGGCAUCCAGAAGCAGGAGAAGACAAAGAUUAAGCACAUUCUGCGACAAUUUGUGCCUGAUUUGUUCUUUUCGCCUCGUCAACAGUUGAGUGACGAUGAACGAGAAGAUGAUGUCAAAGACAUGGAUGUUGAGCCAUCGGAGAGUGACAUGAAGCCAUCAACAAGUUCAAGGAGUAGUAGUAGUGGUAAAGUGCAAUCGUCCAGUGUGGCGGAUGCAGCGGAGGCAUCAACGUCAGCCACAGCGUCAGGAAGUCUUCCGGGUGCAGCAGCAGCAGCUGUGGGGGGAAGCAGUGGAAGUGCGUCCGUGGGGACGUCAGAGGUGGUGACUGUGAAGAGGGAACAGUCUCCGGGGGCAAGUGAGGGACGGACUCAGGGGGGUGGUGGGAGUGCAUCCGUGAGUAGUGGUGGGGAUGUUGUGUGCAAUGUUGGUAAAAGUGUAGUGGGUGGUGGCACAAGUGGGGGGAGUACGGACACGACCAAAGGAAGUGAUAUUAAGAGUCCCACAGUGACUAUUUGCGAUGAGAUUAAGAUGGAGAUGAAGCAAGAUAGAGAUUCACCGAGCCCACCACUACCUCCUCAUGCCAUCACCAAGCACACGGAGGAGGCGUACACGUUGUUCUUUGGCAAUAGCAAUUGGUAUCUCUUCCUGAGGCUCCACGCAAUCUUGUGCGAGAGGCUACGUACAAUGUAUGAACGUGCACAAAUUCUAGCUGUUGAGGAGGCAAAACAUCGGAGCAAUAGACGCGAAAGUACAGCAACGGCAUUGAGAUUGAAGCCAAAAAGUGAAAUUCAAGUUGAAGACUUCUAUCCCACCUUCCUGGAUAUGCUGAAGAAUGUUCUCGAUGGGAAUAUGGAGGCAACAAAUUAUGAGGAUUCACUGAGGGAAAUGUUUGGUAUACAUGCCUACAUUGCCUUUACGCUCGAUAGGGUUGUUUCAAAUGCCGUCCGGCAGUUGCAGCAUUGUGUGACAGAACGUGGGGCCCUAGAAUGUGUUGAUCUCUUCCAUCAGGAGCAGAGAAAGAGUGGAGCUGGUGGGCAGUGCAAGUCAGCCAAUAAGAGGAUUGCAGCGGAAAUGGCAUACCAGAAGAGAGCUGAAGCAAGUCUACAGGAUGAAAAUUGCUUCAAAGUUUACAUUUACAAAAUUGAUUGUCGUGUGACGAUAGAACUGCUUGAUACGGAGUCAGAGGAUACGGAAAAGUGUGUUGCAAAUACACAAGCGUGGAGUAACUACGUGGAACGUCUGGCGAAUCCAGCUGCCACAACGGGGGGUGACGGAAGUGGCGGCACAAUGCCCGGCAGUGUGUCCGGAAAUGGGGCAGUGACAAGUGCAAAUGGUACAGCUGGUACAAGUGGGGUGGAGAUUAAGACGGAGAAGCCAGACGAUGAGAUGAAUGCCCUUCCGCGGAAACCGCUCUACCUCAAGCGCAAUGUGAAUAAAGUAAAGAGGAUACUUCGGUCACACAAGAAGAAUUCCCAACAUCCCACGAGUACUGCCUCAUCGGGAGCCCUGGCUGUGAGUAGUUCAUCCACAACACAGGCCACAGCAUCAGCUACAGUGGUCACAUCGGCUGCUGCCAGUGACGUUACAGUCCUCACGAGUACAACGGCGGAAACCACAACGACUUCACUGACGACAAUGGCUUCCUCGCGUGCUGGCAGCACAGAUCCCGUACCCAUGGACAUUGAUGAGAGUGUCAGUGGACCGGGAUUCUGGGCAAAGAGGCCGCCUGAGCGAAUGCCGGGACCACCAACGCUUGCCGAUGAAUUCAUCUCUGACAACAAAUCCGAAAUGAAGCUAAACUACAACAACUACAAAAUGGUCAUCAUUAUGAAUAAAGAUGAUUUCUUCUACAAGAGGCAUGCUCUGUAUAAAGCCAAAAAGACUCACGAAAUGGUGACGAAGCGAAUGAAGACGCGUUUCCAGAAGUUUAUAAAUUCAUGGCUGGAAGAGAAUGUGGCCGAAGGUCAGAAGGUAAAAUGCUCAGAUUGGCUAAUGGGACACGGUGAUGAUUUGGCGCCAAAUUCAACAAUCCUCAAACAGGACAAUGACAUACGGAAGGCUCCCUAUUCCACGAUAAAUCGCUAUACUGUCACCAGAAAUGCAGAGAGUUAGUCAAGUGUUGAUGGGUGAGUGAGUGGCCUGUUUUAGAGGGAGGGAGGGAGAGAGAGCAUUUUAAGAGACAUCCCUUUUGGUGUACAGACAAAGUCUUUUAACUCAAAUUUUACUUACAAAUGAAAGAAAAAAAUUCAUUUCCUUCCUUUGAAUCCUUUUUUCUCUCCGAAUUUUUGCGUGUAAAAAGAAAAUAAUAAAAAAAAAUUCUACAUUCGUGUGUAAAAGAUGUUUAAAAAAAAGAAGCGUAAUUUGUUCUAAACUAUUUAAAAAAAAAGAAGAAAUACGAUUCAAAAGAAUAAGAAAAAAUCGUGUAAAUUUUUCCCCACAAAAAUCGUGUUUAAGUGUAGAGAUGAAGAUAGUUAAAAAAAAAAGAUUAAAAAAUAUUAAAGAGAUGAAAGAUUUUCUUUCGUAAAUAUUGCAAUUAAUUAUUAUUAUUAUUAAUAUUUAAAAAAAAAUGAAGAUGAGAAAAAUAUUAGUUAAAACAUAAAUCUUUACUUGUUCAUCUCAAAGCCCCGAUUAAAUUCUUUAAUUUUUUCUUCUAAUUUAUUGUAAAUAUGCGUCAGUUUAUGAAUAUAUAUAUAUAUAUAGUUAGUAUAGUAUAUGUAUAGAAGUUUUAAGAAAGAGUUAGUUGAUGAAAGAAGAAGAAAAAAAACUUUAAAUAGUGUAAGUUUUCUCAGAUGAUCUAUAUUUGGAUGAAUAUAACAAUUUUUAAAUUAUUAAUUUUAAUGCAAGACGGGGAGAUGAGAUUUUUUUAUUAUUAAUUAUUAAAGGAGAAAACAAAAAUAUAGAUAAAAAAGGAGAUAAACUGCGUUCUAUUUAAAAUAGUACAAAGCUCUAUUUUCGCUCUAUUUUUCGGAGUUGAAUGAAAGAAAAAAGAAAAAGUUUUAAAAAGAUAAAAAAUGUCCUCCGCUUCACUUUGAAAGCCCAUUUUGAAGGAAGAAAAAAGUGCUGCUGUAUGUAAAGUCCAAGUGUAAAUAUAAUAGUUAAAAAAAAAAAUGGAGGUACUACAAUUUAGUAGAUUUUAUUAUUAUAUUAAAAAAAGAGAUGGAAUUUUUAGUAUUAAAAAAGAAAGAAAAAUAAUGAAAUUAAGAAUGCGAUAGGAAAUGCCGAUGACACUUUUUAUUGAGAAAGACUUUCGAUGAGAAAUAAAAUAUUUCAUGAUAAAAAAA